AAGAAGAGAACCGGCUUUUUUAGGGGAAACAGAGACAACCUGGUCAAUAUCCUAUAUAUGUACAUGAGCGCGAACACCAUGAUCUUUAUGGUGCUGGGGGCGUCCAUUGUCAUGGCAAUAGCUUGCUUGAUGGACAUGAACGCUCUUUUGGACCGAUUUCACAAUUACAUCUUACCGCAUUUAAGAGGGGAAGACCGGGUCUGUCACUGCAACUGUGGAAGGUACCACGUUCACUAUGUCAUCCCGUACGACGGAGACCAGUCAGUGGUGGACUCAUCAGAGAAUUACUUUGUCACCGACAAUGUAACUAAGCAGGAGAUUGACCUGAUGCUGGGACUCUUGUUAGGAUUUUGUAUAAGCUGGUUCUUGGUCUGGAUGGAUGGGGUUCUACAUUAUGCUGUAAGAGCAUGGAGGACCAGUAGACGAUAUGACAACUCUUGGUCGUGGAUUCCCAAGUUUUGUAACUUAAGGGAUUUUCGAAAACGUCACCCGCGGCAGUAUGACGACACCAGUGGAAACAUGGUUCACAUCAAGCAAAAGCUGUAUCAUAAUGGCCAUCCAAGUCCUCGGCAUCUCUGA
Bufo bufo (common toad) is the source of this 579-nucleotide messenger RNA. It is a transcript of the gene TMEM240, whose product is annotated as transmembrane protein 240. Lineage: Eukaryota; Metazoa; Chordata; Amphibia; Anura; Bufonidae. The record is from RefSeq and is a predicted model, not a curated record. The transcript has 4 exons. Bases 58 to 579 code for a protein of 173 amino acids.